Symbiodinium sp. CCMP2592 is the source of this 573-nucleotide messenger RNA. Lineage: Eukaryota; Dinophyceae; Suessiales; Symbiodiniaceae. The record is from the annotation of a GenBank genome assembly.
AUGUCCUUCCCAAGAGGGGGCCAAGGCCUCACUGCCGAGAUCGACCGCUAUGAGGUCGUGGAGGAGCAAGUGGACCCGGAGAAUAUGUUUGCCAAAGGCUUGGGAGUCAUCAAAGCCCGCAUCUCUUUGUUGAGUCAGAGCACGCAUGUGCAGUACAACAUCCGAGUGCAUCAAGACGGCAAGUAUCACAUGGUGCAAAAGCGCUUCUCGGAUUUCGUGACUUUGCACGACUUCCUGAAGAUGCAGUUUGGGUCCAACUUGCCCAUGGAGCUGCCCAGCAAGACGCCGAUGAGGUAUUUCAAUCAAGACAAGAUCGAGAACCGCAAGCACGCGCUGAAUGCCUACCUCAGGGAGCUGUGCCGCAGACAGGAGAUGACUCAACUGCUGGAAGUGCAGCGGUUCUUCGGAUGCCAGACGGCUCCAGUGCCGGUGUCCACCACGCCAGCCGCGCCUGCGUACCAGGGCUAUUCUGCCUCCACGCGCGAGCCGGUCCCCAUCGUCGUCGGGGCUGCGCCUGGAAAGCCCGUCGCGCGCAGCGACUCGGAGGAUGACCUCACAGGGUGGGAGCGCUGA